This is a messenger RNA of Rotaria sordida, 414 nucleotides long. The record is from the annotation of a GenBank genome assembly. Lineage: Eukaryota; Metazoa; Rotifera; Eurotatoria; Philodinida; Philodinidae.
AUGAAGUCAAUUUUAGUUUUUUGUCUAUUAUUAAUCUUAAUAAAUUGUUUGUUUCCAUAUGUAUUAUCAUUGGCUGAAGAAAAAUUACAAGUAAUGACAAUAAAAAAGGUUGAAAAUUGUAGUAAAAGAUCAAAAGUAGGAGAUACAUUAUAUAUGCAAUAUACAGGUGUUUUGAAAUCGAAUGGUGAAAAAUUUGAUUCGUCCUAUGAUCGUGGUCAUCCAUUUGUUUUUAAAAUUGGUUAUGGACAAGCUAUUAAAGGAUGGGAUCAAGGUUUACUCGAUAUGUGUGAAGGUGAACAACGUAAAUUAAUUAUUCCUCCAUCAUAUGCUUAUGGAGAUGUUGGUGCUGGCGGUGUUAUUCCACCUGGUGCUACUCUUCUUAUGGAUGUUGUAUGCGAAAAAAUUGAAACGUGA